CUGGGCUCCCGCCCCUGCGGCGCCAGGACCAAUGGGCCUGCGGAGGUGGCGCUUCCCUCGCCGCCUGGCACUGCGGUAAUAUGGCUCCGUAGCGGGCGGCCGGCUCGGCGCUGCUGCCGCCAUUAACCCCUGCGCGCCCGGCAGCCUCGGGGAAGUGGAGCGGGGACCCUGCGUGAGGAUGACCUCGGCUGCCGGUUCCGCCGCAUUACCGCCCGGCUCCGCCGCCCGCGCCCUGCAUGUGGAGCUGCCUUCGCAGCAGCGCCGGCUUCGUCAUCUUCGGAAUAUUGCUGCACGUAACAUUAUUAAUAAGAAUGGUUAUCGCCUCUUGGAUACAUAUUUCACUCUUCACUUGUGUGAUAACGCCAGGAUCUAUAAAGAAUUUUAUAAGAGUGAGGUGAUCAAGAAUUCUCUGAAUCCAACAUGGAGGAGUCUGGACUUCGGAAUAAUGCCUGAUCAUCUUGAUACCUCUGUCUCUUGUUUUGUUGUGAGGAUCUGGGGUGGCAAGAAGGAGCACUUUCAGCUUUUGAUUGAAUGGAAGGUCAAUCUAGAUGGGUUAAAAUACUUGGGCCAGCAGAUCCAUGCAAGAAACCCAAAUGAGAUUAUUUUUGGUCUCAAUGAUGGUUAUUAUGGAGCUUCAUUUGAACAGAAGGAUCACUCAGGUACCCUGAAGAACAUUCUUCUCCAGGUGGAUCAGAACUGUGUUCGUAACUCUUACGAUGUCUUCUCUUUGCUUAGGCUCCACAGAGCUCAGUGUGCAAUUAAACAGACUCAGGUAACUGUUCAGAAAAUAGGAAGGGAGAUUGAAGAAAAGCUGAGAUGUACAUCUACAAGGAACGAACUGAAAAAGGAGAGCGAAUGUUUACAGUUGAAGAUCCUGGUGCUACGUAAUGAACUGGAACGGCAGAAGAAGGCCCUUGGUCAAGAAGUAGCCUUGUUGCAUAAGCAAAAAAGUACUUUGCUUGAUAGAGAAAAUGCAUUUGGAACUGAGUACCAGAAACUUGAAGAGCAUAAUGAAUCUCUGUAUGAAUUAAAAAAGGAAUGCACUGCUAAGAGAGAACAGUUUUUGAAGACAAAUGCCCAGCAGACUAUUCGAUGCAAGCAGUUGCUGUCAGAGCUAUCCUACAUCUACCCUAUUGAUUUGAAUAACCAAAAGGAUUACUUUGUUUGUGGAGUCAAACUUCCUAAUUCUGAAGACUUUCAAGCAAAAGAUGAUGGAAGCAUCGCUGUUGCCCUGGGCUAUACUGCUCACCUGGUUUCCAUGAUAUCCUUCUUCUUACAAGUGCCACUCAGGUAUCCUAUAAUUCACAAGGGCUCCCGGUCUACAAUCAAAGAUAAUAUAAAUGACAAGCUGACGGAGAAAGAGCGAGAAUUUCCUUUAUAUGCAAAAGGAGGGGAGAAGCUUCAGUUUGAAUAUGGAGUUUAUCUUCUCAACAAAAAUAUAGCACAGCUUAGAUACCAGCAUGGGCUGAGUACUCCAGAUCUAAGGCAAACUCUUCCUAACCUGAAAAACUUCAUGGAGCUUGGGCUAAUGGUUAGGUGUGACCGACACCAUACAUCCAGUGCAAUUCCUGUUCCAAAGAGACAGAGCUCUAGCUUUGGCAGAUUGGAUAUUGGCUUUUCCAGUGGGCUUCCUUCUCCAGAUAAAGGACUCCGAAAACGAGCCAGCACAGGAAAUGAGAGACUACAGUACAAAACUGCUUCUCCUAGUUACAGCUCUGCUUUAACACAGCCUGUUGCUGUCACAGCCCAUGCUGGAGAGCUGGAUAAAAAACCCGGACCCAUAUGUUCUUCCUUGGACACCUCUAUGGACUCCUCCAAAAGAAAUACCAAGAAAGGCCAGGACUUGUGCAGUAGUUUAAAUGGAGAAAAUGGAAGCCUAAACAAUACCCAAGACGGGCAGGAAUCUUUCCUAGGACAUUCUAGUGCAACAAAUGGGGCAUUUCUGCCUGGCGAGUGCUCUGGCACCGUGAGCAACAAGCAGCCCUGUGAGCUUCAGCCUGCACUCAACCCCGUGCUUUGCUGCACUGUGGAGCAGGCAGAGGAGAUCAUGGGCAUGGAAGCAACAGGGUUCAGCACAGGAGAUCAGCUGGAAGACUUUAACUCCAUCCCAGUGGAACAUGCUGUAGCAGUUGAGUGUGAUGAACAAGUCCUAGGGGAGUUUGAGGAGUUCUCUCGAAGGAUCUGUGCACUGAAUGAGAACAUGUCCAGCUUCCGCAGACCUCGUAAAAGUUCGGACAAGUGAGCUCGGACAGGGAUUUAAUAGCAGACAUUGAGGUGAAAUCAGUGAUCUGGAAUAGAAAUAAAAUUGCACUUAUUCUUUAUAUUAAUUAUAAAAAUAAAAAAGCUAAAGCUGUUCCUAUGGUGUUAGACAAAUGGACUUGAGCACAAUAACACAAGAUCAUGGUGUAUUCACAGCCCAGGUAAAUUUUCAUUCCACUUUAAUUCCUUUUAUGUCCGGUAUUUAUGAUCUGUUGGAGGUUUUGUGGGUUUCUUUUCUUUGGCAUUGGAAUCCAUUUUUAAAGGCUUUCCUGAAAACAACUUCUAGUGCUGAUCAGCACCUUCUAUGAAUGUUUGUUAAGUUCUUAAUUAUUAUUUAGAGUUAAAUUAAUUUUAAUCUUUUCAGAAGGAAAAAACCUUUAAUUUAAAAUAUUUUUAUGAUAAGAUGUCUUUACAUUGUCCCAUGUACAUGUACUGUGUUUGCUUGAACAAUGUAGUCAGUAUUAAGAGAAAUACCAUUUAUUUGUUACAAUUGGACAACUUUAUUUUGGCUGUGCUCUGUAGCCUUUGAAGUUCUAGUUUGCACUGAGGAGUCUUCACUUGGUGGUGUGAACUUGCCAGAGAAUGAGCAUCUGUGUGAUUUUUGCGGUUUCCUUGCAUCUGGUUAAUCAGAGGUGAUAUUUGGGGUUUUUUUCACUCCUCCUUUCCUCCAUACUUGCUUUUCCUACCAGUGGAAGCCUUGAGGAGUAAAUCACCUCUAAGGUUCUGUGUAAUAAUCUCAUCCUGACCAAUCCCCGGGGAUUAGGCUGGGCACGGAUCUCAUUAGUAGAGACUUAGUGAACCCAAUACCAAAGUGGGGUUUAGCUGCUACCCUCCAGGGUGUGCAGUGGGGACAGUGUGCCCUGAGAUACUUCAGACAUCUUCCAAAAAACCCAGACUGGGAAUGAAGCACUUUGGAAUUAAGUGAAUGUGUGGAAUUGCUUCACCCUCUUUAAAAAGGAGGCACUUAAAAUUAAUCAUGUGAUUUUUAUUUUUUUUUUUUCUUUUAACCAUCUAUACUUUGAGGGAAGAUACUUCCAGUGGUUUGCUGGAGGUACCGUUUGCUGUUGGGUAGGUUACCACUGCCACAUGUGUUCAGCUGCACUAAUGGGAAAGCAAUUUGCAGCCUGCUUUGUGAUUUCUGGUAUGUGUUUCAGUUUGGAUUUCAUUGCUUUCAUUCUCACUUUCUAUAUUCUAUACCCAAGAAUCUGGGCUCAGCUGUGAGCUCUGAAAUAUAAAAGUAUAUAGCAGAAUAAAAAUACUUCAUCAUGCCUGGCUUUUUUUUCUCUCCCUGGUUUAUGUUUUCUUUUGAACCCACAACCUAGUCUAGUCUAGUUUCCUAACUUCACCAUAAGGCUAGCUGAAAUUAACUUUUUUAAAAUACAGAUAUGUAUAAUCUCAGCUUUCUGUUGUCAAAACAAAAUGUGUUUGUGAGAACCAGUAUACAUAAUAGCACUGUUCUAGAAUAUGCAUUUUUCCAGGUAAGGCCUUAAUGAUUGUAGUAAAACUAUAUUCACAUUCCUUCAGUUAGCUUUUAAUGACUGUGUCCGCAGUUGAGUGGUUGGAUCAAGCCUCUCUGCAGUGAUUUAUUGGCUUUGGUUUGUCCCAGGAUGAUAUGCUAGAUGGGAGCACCUGGAGAUCUUGAGACACUGAACAUGAUUUCAGGUGCAUAGUUGGACACAUCCAUGAGUGUCUUCUCCAAAUGAGUUCCUCUGUUCCAACCUCACGAAAACUUCCCCAAAGGAGGUGUUGCAGCAGCUCAAAGCACUGCCAUCAUCUUUGGGAAGGAAUAGGUAGGAAGCUCUUGUUGUGCUUUGGCCUAGAGAGGAAGAAAGGAACACCUGAAAGAACAGCACUUCGUAGUGAUGAGCAUAAGAUAAUCUGUCCUGGGCCCUCUACCAUCUUCUGAUACCAGUAUAAUUUCAGGUGCAAUUCAGUAACUUAAGUCAGUUUUGCACCCUGUGCACACUCAAGGCAGCACAGGCCUGUUUGUACACACACUUGUAUACUGUAUAACAGAAAAGCAUUAGCUUGUGUGUGAUGGUGGCUUUUCAAAGCAACCCAAAGAGUAGUUGUGAAGUCACUGUUUCAUAGGUGAACAUGAAGCGUCUCAGUGCAGUUGAGCAACAUGUGAAAUUAGGUUUGUACUGCAUCAGUGGGACUUUUUUUUUUUAUUAGUUGUUUAUUUCUCAGGUUGCACAAACCAAAUGAAGUCUAAUUCUCCUUCCCAAUGUUGUGUUGCUGUCCCUGUUUAACCCCUGUAAUUAUUAAUGUGUCAAACACUACGAUUGAUCUUUGCAUCUGUUGCACAAAGAUGCUCAGAUGGGCUUUCUAUGGAUGUAUCUUUAGUUAGCCUUAAAUGAUUCCUGUGAUUCUCUUCCACUUCUGCCACCUUCCAUGUAGCAGGUGGUGUGAGGUGGGACAGCAUCACAGGGCUGAUGAAGCAUUGACCACUCCUUGUGGCUGUGAGGAAGGAGGUUGUACAGAUGGCAUAGCUUUCUCCUUUUGGUGUUUAUGUUUAUUCAGCCCCUGUAAAUUACUUUGGAAAUAGUGCAGUGGAAGAGAAAUGAACAGGAGGUUUGAGGGAGAGAUAAUGGAUCAAGUGUGCUUUCAGUUUUCAAGAGCCUUUCAGUUCCUGCACAGCUGUGGCCAUUAAAAGUCUACAACUGUCUUCAAAUGGAGAAAGCAUUUCAUUGCAAUUUCAACCUAAUUAAUUAGAAAUCUUUAAGGUUUUUGAGCCUAUUAGUUUUGGAAGAUCAGAUCCCACUAUAUUUUUAUAGCGAGCACAACAGCAUUGGUUUAUCCUUGCUUGACCAGGUAUUUAAAAUAAGCAAGACCAGAAUAUCCCAGAGUAAAUGACACAUUAAAGCUAUGUUGGCAAUUGCAGGAAAGCUCAUCUGUCUUUAUAAAAUAAAACUGAUUUGUAUCUCUCAA
Molecule: messenger RNA, 5190 nt
Organism: Poecile atricapillus (Black-capped chickadee)
Lineage: Eukaryota; Metazoa; Chordata; Aves; Passeriformes; Paridae
Gene: UVRAG
Product: UV radiation resistance associated
Exons: 15
Coding region: 179-2242 (687 amino acids)
Biological process (GO): SNARE complex assembly
Cellular component (GO): lytic vacuole; endosome
Molecular function (GO): SNARE binding
Source: RefSeq, a predicted model, not a curated record